This is a messenger RNA of Phodopus roborovskii (desert hamster), 4490 nucleotides long. RefSeq names its product G-patch domain containing 2 like (gene Gpatch2l). Lineage: Eukaryota; Metazoa; Chordata; Mammalia; Rodentia; Cricetidae. The record is from RefSeq and is a predicted model, not a curated record. The transcript has 10 exons. Bases 154 to 1734 code for a protein of 526 amino acids.
UGUCCUCCCUUACAGCCCGCCCCUCCCUUACCGUUGCAGCCCCGCCUCUCCGGCCCAGACCGGAAAUGAGGUCAGAGAGGGAAACCCGGGCUAAGAGCUUCGGCCCCGAAGGCGGCGCCGGGUGCGAGCGGCUGCGGCGGCCGAUGUGGCCUCAUGGAUGAGCUGGUACAUGACUUAGCCUCAGCCUUGGAGCAGACAUCUGAGCAGAGUAAGCUUGGUGAGCUGUGGGAGGAGAUGGCCCUGAGCCCCAGGCAGCAGAGGCGACAGCUUCGGAAGCGCAGAGGCCGGAAGCGCAGGUCUGACUUUUCUCACCUGGCGGAGCAUGCUUGCUGCUUCAGCGAACCCUCAGAGUCGAGUCUGGACGAGGCCACCAAGGACUGUCGAGAAGUGGCUCCGCUCCCCACUUUCAGUGACUCUGAUGACACAAUGGUGACCAAACGGCACCCAGCUCUCAGUGCCAUCAUUAGGAGUAAGCAACAUUCUUGGCAUGAAUCUGAUUCCUUUACGGAAAAUGCACCUUGCCGACCACUCAGGCGCCGGCGGAAGGUGAAGAGAGUGACAUCAGAGGUGGCUGCCAGCCUUCAGCAGAAGCUGAAGGUGUCUGAUUGGAGCUAUGAGAGAGGCUGCAGGUUCAAGUCUGCCAAGAAGCAGCGUUUGUCCCGCUGGAAGGAGAACACUCCCUGGACCUCAUCAAGCCAUGGGCUGUGUGAAGCAGCAGAAAAUAGGACUUUCCUAAGCAAAACAGGAAGGAAAGAAAGGAUGGAGUGUGAAGCCGAGGAACAGAAGCAGGGCUCUGAUGAGAACAUGUCAGAAUGCGAAACUAGCAGUGUAUGCAGCAGCAGCGACACAGGGCUUUUCACCAAUGAUGAAGGACGGCAAGGGGACGAUGAGCAAAGUGAUUGGUUUUAUGAAGGAGAAUGUGUCCCCGGAUUCACUGUCCAUAACCUUCUGCCCAAGUGGGCUCCUGAUCACUGCACUGAAGCAGAAAGAAUGGACUCUGGACUGGAUAAACUCUCAGAUCCCACAUUCCUUUUACCUUCCCGGCCAGCUCAAAGAGGAUACCAUGCUCGUCUGAAUCGGUUGCCAGGAGCUGCAGCUCGGUGCCUCAGGAAGGGGCGGAGAAGGCUGGCUGGGAAGGAGACCAGCAUAAGCAGUCUAGGAACUGAGAGGAUAAGCCAUAUCAUCAGUGACCCCAGGCAGAAAGAUUUAAUCCUCUCUCUCCUCUUUACUCCCUGGAUGUUCUUGCUGACGCUUCUCAUCGAAGGUGUUCCCCUGCACACUGCUCUGCCAGAGCACAAAGAGUCUGAUAAUCAUGCCUGGGCUCUGAAGGUUCCCUCCUGUCAGGGAUCUGAGCUGAGCUACUUCCUUGCUGGACACUGCUGGCUACACUCUGCUCGACUUCAGCAUCUGAACAUGACCACCUCAAAAAGCACAUACAGCUUGGGACUUCAGAAUAAGCUGAGGCCACUGGGGUAUGGCAGGCAAAGGUACACUGGGGACCACCCUGUUCACAUGACAUUAAGAGGAAACGGAAACCUGUGGCCUCAGCAUCUUUAUCUAGCUCUAGUACAGUGCACCCAGAUGUGCUGGAGCCAGCCACCCCACCCCAGAAGCCUCCCCACUCCGAGUGCUUGGACAGGACCUCUGCAGCAGAGAAAGCCACUGCCUCCGCUCCUGCCACGUUUUUCAAGAUGCCACAUGAAAAGAGUUCUGGAUGCAGCUAGAGCCCAGUAGCUGAUGGGUGUUGAAACUGUAUUGUACAGUCUUGGUGUCCUAAUUGACAUUCCUGGUCCUUGCACUACCAGGACCAACUCCUCUUCACAUGCAGCAGAGACUCUUUCUUUUGGAAAAAGAUAUUUGGGGAAUCUUUUUUUUUUUUUUUUAUAAAGUAUCAGGGCGCGGUUUUCUUUAAAGGGGGUGGGGCAUCUUCUGCUGUAUUCCUUACUUUGUUGUUAGCCCUCUGUUUACCUCCAGCUGCCUUCCUAGAGCUGUUGCUCCUUGGCAGCUGUGUCUUUGUUCCUGGAAAACUAGUAACAGCUUUUGCAUACCUUCUGUGUAGAGCUUUUAAUAUCACUGAUGAAGUCCCAAAUUCACAGCCAAUUCCAGACACGUUCCUGGAUGGAAUUGUGUCUAUGCAGCACCGCUUGCCAUCGAGCCUUUAUUCACUCUGUGCCAGUGAGAUACACCAAACAAGUUCUCAGUUUGGGGCCUCAAUGGAGACACCUGCAGGACAGGUUGGGACUUCUUCCACUUGGCCUGCACUUGGACUGAGGGGAUCACCAGCAGCUGCAUUGUACUUGACCUCAUCCUCAUGGCCUGUGUUCUGCUCACAGGGUGUGUUUAAGCAUGGAGGUUGGUACACUCAAAUGCAGGUGGUGGUUUAGGUGCACAGCAAAAUAGUCAGUGGAUAGUGUUUGCGCUAGCAUUUCUGAUCCUGGUCUAAGGCUUGUAUCCUGAGUGGGACUUAACUAUUAGUGUUCUAUAGCUCAGUAGCCAGUGAUGAAUAGGGACUCAUGCUCUGUUAUCUGUUACAGUAAUGACUGCUUGGGGCCAUGCUUUGGGAAGGAAAAAUGUCUUUUUGACAUGCCUCUAUGUGGCAUGUUUAUGACUGCUCAGCCGCAUGUAGAGUUGUAUAUACGGUUGUACCUGAAGUCCGAUGUCACUUUGUCACAGUGAGGAAUAUGUGACUGCCUGGAGCUGCUGGGGAAAGCCACAUUUCCCCAAAGUAUUAUCAAGAGCACCCUGUCAAGCAGACCUCUGUGUCAGCCUAGUGCUUUUACUCUGAAAUACACAGGAGCUGUUUGUGAAAUGCUCACUGCUUUAGUCACAUGGGACAGAACACAUCUCCCUUAGGUGCCUCUUCUUCCCACAGUGUAAUUGUCCCUUCCACACAGUGUGAGUAAUGUGACGUGGCAGUGGGUGAGUCUGUUUGGAAAGGGAACAUGAGGCUGUCUCUUGUAGAUUCUGUGGAAGGCUGAGAAUGUGCAGCUGACCAUAAGAGAGUGGUGGAGGGAGGUGCAGAGAGAGUUCAUACAAUGGGAGGGCAACACCAAAGCCUCCAGUCCCCAGAGUCGCCCUGGUUCUUACAGGGAAGGACUGCCCUAAUGGGUGUCACAGCUGCCUCCACAGAAGAUAGGGAAUGUGGCUCAGAGAUGAGAGUGGGCCGUGUCUUGCAUUCUUACCUAGUUCCUGCAGUGACAUAUGGAACACAUUUCUAACUUUCUGGGUUGGGCUAAGGGAGAGAUCUACUGAUGACACUUUUAAAAUGUUUCCAAACUGGUUCAUGAACAUGUUGACCCUGAUGAUGGCUUGUUAGACCUCCACAGUUAGGUGCAAACACAUUCCUGUAGCUCUCCUUUGUGGUACAUUGCUAGGUCAUCCUCCUCCUACCUGGGAUUUAAAGUAGUUUAUAGAUGCAUAUUUAUUUACACUUUAAAUAUCUCUCUGAAGCCAUGCUAAUUUUCAGAUGUGAAGGCAGACUUGCAUACUGUACUCAGGCACGUGAGUCAGCCUAAACAAACUAUAGACUUUCAUGCUAUUCUGCCAUGGGUUAUAUAAUCUGUUGUUUCUCGUUGGUCUCCCUAGGCCAAUGUGUAUGAAGCUUUUUCAUGGAUGUUUAUCAUCUUUCUUGGUCAUGCAUUUCUACACAUUUCUGAACACUUUUGAUAGGGAUUACCCAAAAUUGUAGUAUCUUCUUAUAAUGAAUGGGAAUAAAGUUAUUUACAUGAGAAAAUAGAAUAUUAAGUGCACAAAUACUUUCUGAUAUGGUGUUGUAAAUUACGCUCAUUUUAAGGUGUAAAUGCAUGCUUAGGGAAGUCUUUAUUCUGCUGUUUCUCUGUCAACCAGCUUCAGGGGCUAACUUUGGUAUCAGCUAUAUUUUAAACCUUACAUUUAAGAAUUUUUAUGACACAGUAGAUAAUGUCAUAAAUUAAGAUCUGCUUCUUAAGGAAAGAUGCGGUUUUGUUGUCAGUAUUGAAAAUGACCAGACAGACCUUGAAGAUGACAUUGAUUGCACUCGUGCAUUGGAUAUCAGGAAUUAAUGGAGUCAGGUGUCACAGCUCUGACUUCUAGGCUCUGAUAUAUCCUUAUGGACUACACAGAUGUUUCUCUUAAUUUCACUGUUGUAUUUUUUCUAUAACAGACAAAGGUCAUAUUACCUACUUGAAUGACGUCCAUUCACAAGUCGUUAGCUUUGCUGAGGAGUUUGAGGAGACUUGAGAUUAUUUUUCACAUGCAGCAUUUAAAGGAAGAGCUUCAUUUGUAUCGAACCCCUGGGUAGCUCUUGGGUUAGAACUGAUGAGAAGAGGAAUUCAGUGCUGUUUAUGUGGUGCUACAUUUGGAGAGACAGAAUACAGUUUUUCUGAGUGGCACGUGGUUGGCCCUUGAAUUCUUUAGAAAUCAGUUGCAAUGAGAUUUUAGAUGGUAUUAGCUCUUAAACAAGGCAGUUCUCACAGCAGAUGACCCAAAGUAAAUAAAGUGUCUCAAUCUGU